This is a messenger RNA of Cinara cedri, 483 nucleotides long. The record is from the annotation of a GenBank genome assembly. Lineage: Eukaryota; Metazoa; Arthropoda; Insecta; Hemiptera; Aphididae.
AUGCUCAGAUUCGCAGACGAUAUAGCUGUACUAGCAGAAAAUGAAAACGAUUUACAAAACACACUAAAUAUAAUGAAUGACACUAUGAGAGAUGAGUUUAAAAUGAAAAUAAAUAUUAAGAAAACAAAUAUCCUAAUAAGUAGUAGACGUGAAGAAGAGAGACUAAGAACAACUAACAUCGCAAUUGAUAACGAAUCAUUGCAACAAGUACAAGAAUAUAAAUACCUAGGAAGUUUAAUAACGGCAGAAGGUACUAGUAAAAAAGAGAUAGUAAGUAGAAUAAAUCAGGCAAAAUGUGCAUUCAAUAAGAAAAAGAACCUAUUCACCUCCAGAAGCAUAGAUAUUAACAUCUGAAAGAAUUUGAUUAAAACAUAUGUGUGGAGUGUGGUGUUAUAUGGUAGUGAAACUUGGACGAUUGCUAAAGCAGAAGAAAAUAGAUUAUUGGCUUUGAAGCAUGGUGUUGGAGAAGGAUGCAAAGAAUAA